Molecule: messenger RNA, 680 nt
Organism: Dermatophagoides pteronyssinus (European house dust mite)
Lineage: Eukaryota; Metazoa; Arthropoda; Arachnida; Sarcoptiformes; Pyroglyphidae
Source: RefSeq, a predicted model, not a curated record
AUGAUGGUUUAGUGUCAUUUGAUGAUUAGUGGUUUGAUUGAGCAUAAUGAUAUUGUUGAUAAUGAUGAUCCAAUUCAUUUUAAUGAUAAUGAUGAUGGCAACAUUUGUAAAAGGUCAACCACAGCCACAAGACGCAGCAGAGGUGGCAUCGGAUGCCAUUUCCUCAUUGGCAAGUUUCAAUUUUAUGAAUUGUAUGGAUUUCGCCCGACACAUGACAGGCACGGCCGAAAAAUUUGGCCUCAUUUCGAGCGGGGCGGCGGCCGCCGCUGCCGUACGACGUCGACGAAUUGAUCAACAAUUUGUGAAUGCAGUCAUGCCGGAAACGUUGGUGGAGCGAAUGUUCUACAGCUAUAAUAAUCAUCAUGCUUACCGUCAAAGCGCAACCGGCCUAUUGGACACGUUUCAAGGUCUGUUUCGGCAACUGUUGAAUAUUGGCGAUUCCAAUGUGGCCGCCUGUAAUGCAAGACCCAAAUUGACAGCAUGCCAGAAUGUGGACGAAAAUCUGAGUCGAUAUCUGCCCGGAUGGUGGUUCGAUCUGAAAGUGGCCGACAAUGCAAACUUUGUGGCCAGUCAAUUGACAACCAGCCGAUAUCACUCGCUGGCUGAAUCCGGUAUGAAGGCCUACAAAUGUUUUUGUCAAUGUUAAUUGUCAAUUUAUUAACCAAAUUAAGAACUAAUAA